Messenger RNA from Spirometra erinaceieuropaei, 11144 nucleotides. The record is from the annotation of a GenBank genome assembly. NCBI's taxonomy places the organism in Eukaryota, Metazoa, Platyhelminthes, Cestoda, Diphyllobothriidea, Diphyllobothriidae.
AUGCUGGGGUUGCAAUUUCUCGGUCUGUUCCUGCUUAUACAGUUCGCUUAUGGAAACGGGGCUGGUAAGUGUGAUUUGCCGUUUCAAUUUUAAAACGUAUUUUUCUUAGAUCGUAUCCAUUUUUUUUAAAUUUUUAGUUUAUACUUGAAAUACAGCGGGGAAUUUUUAUUGAGUCGUUUAACCACGAGUCUGUCUUGCAGGUUAGAACGUCAACAGUAGAGGCGGUAAUUACGUACACAUUGAUUUAUGAGAAAAUAUCAAGUAAAGCGCCGUCUUGUUAUAUUUUCGGUUUCAUUUUAUGGAAGAUGUGUAUAUUUCAUUUUAACAUUGCUCCAGUUCUUGUGUAAUUUUGUACCAAACCUUCCCUCUAAAUAACAAUCAUUCAUUUUGUAACGUUUCUAAGAAGGUCGCUAAUAUGGCACAUAGUUAACUAUGAAGCCCAUAUAUCAAGUCUUGGAAAUUAUACAAACGUAGUUUUGCGUGGCUGCAGAACAAAGGAGAAUUUUACGUGCAAUUUUUUAGAGAACAGUUGCACACAUUGAGCAAUUUAUUUCAGGAAUAUGCAGGCUGGCAUCCUGAAAUGCGUAUUUCCUUAAAAACGGAUUGCUUAAAUGGGUUGUAAUAUUGAUUAUCGCGCGGCAUAACAACAUCGUACACUGGACGAGCCUGGAUAGCUGCUUUCGACAGAGGUUCAUUGUCAUCUGUUGGUAAAACCGUACUCGUUAAAAUCGACUACUUAACAAACAAGCCUUCUAAACAUUGAUGUUGGGAGGUCAUAUAAAUUUAAGUCUAUUUUAUGGAAAACAUGCCCAUUAAUAUGCACGAUCUCUUUGCAUGUCAUACUCAAAGAAGGCACAAUUUUCAGUUCUAAAAAUUUCUAACCAUGCGCUUCUAAGAUCGCGCAAUGUUCAUUCGUACAUCAUUGUGCAUGUCAUUUAGCCGAUGAUCCUCCUGAAAUGUGUAACAUAGAACGCAUCCAUCGCAAAAUUAUAUAAACAAUAUACGGUAUAUUUCUAAGGGCAUAGAGGUGUGAUUUUCCUUAAGUGGAAGGCACGCAUGUUCUAGACUGAAAUCGCUAAACACUAAUGAAGCGGUUGAUCUAAAAAGAAAAUAUUGUAAAAUUAGGAGAUUUUUUCAGGACGCUUCUGUUUCUUUUAUUCAAGGGUAAAUUAUGAAAACAAUUUGAUAGUCUACAAAGCACUAGUCUGAAGUAUUUGCAAUUACGCCGCGUGCUAAUCAAUACUAUUACCCUAUUUGCAAAAACACACCUUCAGAAUCUCGGCUAACAUCUCAUGAGAUCUGUCACUCACCGUAUGCUGAAGACUUAAAAAUUGAUGGGAAAACAUAACCUUCAUUUAUGACACGUUUUACCGAGUUUAAUUUUUGCAGAGAUCCCCGAAAGGCUGCAUCCAAAAGCCACCGGAAUACAUCAGACAUACGAUGCAUGGCGGUCAUUCGAACAGUGGCGGUGUAUAAGUCUACUCUAUCCGGUGCGAGUUUGAGCCAAUGUAUAGUUAUGCAUUCACUAUGAUAGUAAUUGGUGUUGUCCUUUAUAAAGAUUACUCUGAUAAGAGAUAAGAUGGGGCGGUAAGUUCAGCGCAAGUCAACUGUCCCUACGGCCAUGCUCUGAGGGGCACGGCGUUGACCUCAUUAGACUGAACUCCCAAGCCAUCAUCAUCAUAAUUAUCACCAAGAAGUUCCCAUUACCUUUAGAACAGAAGGUGACAACCUAACUUGGUAUUAUGCAUCUGUUAUGCUUAGGUUAUUUAGUAAAAAAAUCCUCGCGGGUUUUUUAAUUGGCAAUUUAAAUCAUUCUAUUGGCAAUUUAAAUAAAUACUGUUUGCCCGUGUUAAUGCAAAAGCAGCCAGUAUUGAAUGCCCUAACGGAGGCAGUUUCUCUGAAAAUGGGUUCUAUAGAGCUGGGCAGGUUGCUUACAAUAAUUAAAACGGCUGACUAUACAUGCAGAGUCGGUAUUUUUCCUGAUUUUGUGUCAUGUGGACUAUGCUACCUUAUGUAUGCUUUCACAGAUUUACGUUACUACCAGGACACUCAAAAACACAAGUACUUUUCCAUGCGGAUGUUCGUCUUGCAGCCAAUUUAUUUCUAAGAAUUUUCAGAAUACCAUCAUAUCUAGAAUAUACAGAAUUGUUUGAAUUAAUUUGAAAAACCUACAGAUAUUCCUUAAAAGUGUAUAAGUAAAACAAACUCUCAGUGGUACUUCUGUAGCAAAACGUACACGCUGAGAAAUGCAGUCGGCAGUCGGUCGUCAUACUUAAGGCUGACACGAAGUAGUCAGGAGCCAUAUAUAUCACCUGCUGCUUUUUGUAGAAGACUUGAUACCCAGAGAAUUCACCGCAACGGCUUUGAACUCGACCUCUAUCUUUGUGAGCUGGGAGGAACCAAAUCGUUCAAGUGAACUCAGCGGCGAGUAUCAAAUUAAUGUUUCCAGCAGUACACACGAGAGGCAAUACCACAUACGAGGAACGGCGGGCACAUUUAGAAAUUUGGAGCCGUCUACAAAUCACACAUUCACCGUGCGUGCGUUUUGGAAAAAUGACACACCAGUUGAUGCCGUCGCGGUUGCUUUCGCAAAAACGAGACCACACGGUAGUUUAAAUUUCAUAUGCGUUUAACGGUUUUCUUUCGACCCAAUAGGGCAGAUUAAACGCAUUAUCAUUGUAAUUAUUUUGGGACACAUAAUACGGCUUAUUUUUAUUUGUGUAAGUAUUCUGCUUAAGGUGUCUAUUGGAAUAAUUUUUAACGGAAAUAAACGAUAUGUGGCCUAAUUGAAAAAAACAUUCUGACAAUACUGAUUAACUGAUGAAUACAUGUACACGGAAGGGAAAAUAAAAUGCUCAAAAUACUCUAUACUUGGCAGCGGAUUAGUUUUAUGUAGAUACCAUCACCUUGUUUUUGAUAUUUGAAUACUUUAGUUCCCUUAUUAAAUUAAUUGGUCGGUGAAGUUUUUCCGAAUUCGAAAUCAAUGUAUUCCUCCGAAGCACAUAAGCUCGCAAAGCAUAUCAAAACUAUGUCGGCCGUUGUCAUAUAUGUGAUAAGGACCGUGUAUGUGUCAGAAUGAGGAUUGUAGAGUCUGCGUAAUCCAAAAUUCUUGAAUUGCGUCCAAUCAGAAUGAGUUCUUAAUUGAGGGACUAACAAUUAUCGUGGAGAAGGAAAUAAUAGGGUUUUUUAGGAGCAAAGUUCACUCUCAAGGCAUCACUUUGGCUGCACGUAGGUGUUUUGUUCAUCUUCGAAAAAGAAUCAGGACUUUAUCAAACACAAUAGCCGAACAUUUAUUUAUGAGAGCAGUUAGAUUAUUUGGAGAGUACCUGCGCAUGCAAACGAACAUUUUCAAUUAGACUUCAAAUUAUUUGUAAUAAGAGAUACUGUUGCCUUUAUAUAGCGUCUAAGUAAACGGCGACGACUGGCCCAGGCCAGAUCAGUUUUGUGGAAAAGAAUGCGAAAUAUCGAUUUUGAAAUUUCUUUCUAAAUUUUUUGGUGUGAUGUUCCUUUUCGAAUGCAUCUGUCGGUUUUUUAUCGAUUCGCAUGCCAGAGAUUGUUCACAGCAUUUAAAAAAUCCUACUUGGCCCUCAUAAUUUACUGCGUUAUACGUGCGCUAUGCAAGGUAACUUGAGAAAAAAAUCUCUCAGGGGUGAAAACGAAUUCUGAAAACCCACUUAAACACUGAGUGGCAUGACUCAAUAAUCCACAGCCGUUUUCCUACAAUUAAACUAUUUUCACUUCAAAUAAUAUUUCAUAUGAUAGCCGUAAAGUCUAUUAAAGAUAACGAAAAAGACAUAUGCAUCAAUUCUUAUGCAAACAUAAGAUAAAUGAAUUGUGCAUAAACGAUGCCAUUAACAUAGCAAAACGUUCGGUCCUAUGUGGUAUCAUGUUAGAAUUUAGUUGAAUUUCCUUCCACAAUCCGUACUUUCAAUAUUACUAUGAAAUUCCUAUCUAUAUUGUUUUAUUGUUCUUGUAUUCAUUCCUUUCGCUUUGAAGAUCAUCAUCUUUCGUUAAAAAGUGCGCGAGUAACCUUAAAUAAAUUUAAUCUUCGAUAGUAGGUCAGUGUAAAAUAAGAAACGUUUUGCAACAAUUAACGUAAAUGUAAGUGUUGAUAAUAAUUCGUGGGCGGUUGCUCUCAUUAAGUAAAAGUUUCGGUCCCAUUAAGAUUACUGCCUUAUAAUUCUAUGUGUUGGUAGUUGUGGAUGCUUGAAUAAAGUGUUUCUAACCUCUGUUCUCUUUGCAAACGGCGAUUCGAGUAAAACACUGACAAUGCAUACAUGACACAUUGGAAAUAAAAUGCGCUAAAUUUUCUAAAUUCUAUCCAAUACAGAUUAUCUUAAAGACAGGUGUACUUCACAUGUGAUAGGUAUAGUCAAACUUUUGUAUAGUUGUAACAAAGUCACAAAUUUAAAUAUUCCCCAACAAUUGACUCUGCGGCCUCUGCAAAAUUUUUACUUUAAGUUAUCCCUUGUUAAUUUCGCGCCCAAUGGUCUCUAUGCCUCGCGCAAUUAGAAGAGCAAAUGCCAAAUAACCCGUUGCAAUCCGUUUUUGAUCAAAAUCGCCUGCCCGCCAUAAAAAAGCUUUAAUUGACACGGUAUUCUGCAGCAACAUAAGAUUUACAUAAUGCAUUAUUCGGUUAAGCAGAUUUCUUACGCUCUUAACAGUGGUACGCGGUGUAGCAUAUGAAGCAUGGACGUAUUUCGGCUAAUUUAUCCGCGAGUCAUGACCGAACAUACACAAGCAAGAUACACAAAUAGUAAACAGUCGUAAAAGGAAUUUUAAUAAUAACUGGUUUGCGUAAAAGUGAGUCACUUUGAAUUAUACCCAAGAGUUACUAACACAGAAACAUUUAGCAUGAAAAUUAUCUUGUUUUCUUUUAAAGAGGGGUUAUUGCCCAGAGAAUUUACGGCGAUUGCUCUGAAUUCAUCCUCCAUCUUGGUAAGUUGGAAGGAGCCCGAACGCUUCAAUGAAUUCAGCGGCAAGUAUCAACUUUCCUUCUUCAAUGGACAACGCGUAAGACACUAUUACCUGGAAGACACCGAGGGCCAAUUCUCAAAGUUGCGGCCUUCAACGAGGUAUACCUUCGCAGUACGCGCGUUUUGGAAAAAUGAUACCCCAGUUGACGCCGCCGUUUACGCCAUCGCAGAAACCUUGCCACAAGGUAAUCUGCAAUUCAAAGCAUGCACUUUCUUUUGUCUCUAGCUAAGUACGCCAACAAAAUGUCAAAAUUACUGGGAGGAAACAAUAUUGUAUGUGUUCUAGUUUUCUUUAGAAGUCUGCUUUUGUAUCGUCUCAAAAGAAUAUUGACUUCUCUGCACAGUUAGAUGCGAAUCGAUAUGUUUGAUGGGGUACAGUCCUAUUAGUAUGACGCAGGGUUUGAUCGGCCCUGUUGAGUCACGCAAGUUUCAAUUAUUUUAAAACCCACAAUAACAUAUUUACCCGUGUAUUAAUCUCAUGGUUGGCAUACUUCACCUUUAAUUCGCACACUUUCGAAAGGUUCAUUUAUCACAAGAACGACUUUUUAUGGAGAAAGUAAUACUUAACAUAGUGCAACAGAGGCGGCACAUGCAAAAGAAAAACCGAUUUUUUAAUGAUUAUUAUUUGUCAGACUCUUUGCAUCACAAUCAGAAACAACUGACUGGACAAAACCUGAGCCUCAAUGCUUACAGCGUUUUAAUGUUUUGCAGCUAUCUCUAUUUGAUCAUUAACAAAACAAUACAGCCUUUUUUUAUAAAAAACAUUAUCAUAUUAAACAUAUGACGUCACUAGUUUGAGCAAAUCAAACAUCGAAUAGUUACAUGUGCUCAAUAGAUAAUUAUGUAUGCCCACUGUUAUCACUGAAAGACUUAGAACUCUGAUAUUGAAAGGAAACGUGCUUUUUCUGCAACUAGGUUUCAAUAACAAUUAAUAAGAUAAAAUUUUAUAUUUGAUGAUUGAUAUUUCUGUAUUUAAUCACUGUGUAAAUACUGUAUAACGCAAUGAAUCCUACAAUGUUUUUAGAACGGAAUAACACCGGCGGAGAACAUUAGAUGUCAGAUCUGAAACAGGGUUGUAGACAUAUAAUUUGCGCUAUCAUAACAGGAUACGCGUUAGGGAAAUAGAGAAAGACAGAAACAUGUUUAAAAAAGGCAAAUUUUUAAAACAGUCUACAGAAUGUAACGCUUUUUCCAAGCAAUGCAUUCCGCAGUUUCGAUUACCGAAAUGUUUCGGGUUUGGUUACAAAGACAACUAAGUGAUGAAAACGAUACAUGCAAUGUCUUUUAAGAAAAAGCAACAAAACUGUUUAGUAAUAUUAUAACAAAAUUAAUAUAAGAGAAUAACCAAAAUAAACAAAACGCGGCUACACAUGAUAACAUUAAAUAUCGUAAGUAUUUCACAAUGGACAAAACCAGCCGAUUAUGAAAAAUUAACGGUUGGCAAAACAUGAAGCCUGCAUAAAGAGCGGCAAAAUAUGCUACGGAAAAGUUAACAGGGCUGUCGAAAAGUGUUAUGAAAAUCAACUGACAUUUACGACAAAAUGUGGUUUAAUGAAAAUAUUUAACGUCAUUCGUCGGAAAAAAUGGAAAACUAAAGAUUUCAAACGAGGCGUCCAUCAAUGAAUCUAAAUUAAAAAAAGAAAGCAUAAAUGACAAACAGAAACACUCGACGAGCAGAGCUGACCGUAAGCAGAGGAAACAAAUAAAAAAAAAAUGAUAAGGAAACAUGUGCAGUAAGAAACUCAAAGAAGUAUAUUAUCACAGAUUACACAGAUAAAAGUAAGUAGAGAGGGUAUGCGACAAAUGAUACCAAACAAUGGAACCCGAGACAACUUAAAGUCAUUAAAAAUUGAAUGAUUCCAAACAUUCAAACGUCAUGCAUUGCAUUCUUUUCGAAACAGAUCUGGAAUCUUCCAUGUCACCUAACCUAUCUGAGGAAGAAGUACGUACAGAAGGCAACGUACGCAGUUCUACUAAUUCUCCCAGUGAAACAAAAUUGGACAACGGUAGUACUCUUAUUUUUGUCUCUUUGCAUACAACAGUCCUAUCAGUGCCUUUCUGACGUGCACGUAAUUCAUACUUCCGCUAAACAUCUACAGCACGUAGAUAAACACUGACAUUUAGCCUCCAGAUACAGACAUGAUUUCAGUUACGAAUGCGCUUCGCUAACCCUUCAUCUGCCGACCUUAAUUUUCAACAGACGACAGUAUUUUAGGAUUUUUCAGAAUGCUACGAUCCACUAAGUUUACAGGAACAAAUGUUAUGAUCGCGUACUGUCUAUGCUUUAGGGACAUUUUGCUUAAACCGCCGAUGCUGGUUUAACUUCCUCAAUCAUCUCUUUAACGAUUGACGAUCACUAAGAGUGUACUAGGAUGUUUCCUUUUCCAAUUUACACGAUUUUGCCAGUAGGAUUGAUUUCCAAGUUAUAGAACUCUAAUUAAUACUCAUUGCUUGCAUAUAACUUUGAACUGAUUCAAGCGGCAUGUUAUACAUUAUUUUCGCGGCAGGUGAGGGCACAUCAUUGUUUCCUGACCUAACAGAGGAAGAAGUGCAACUCGGCAAUUCCACAAAUUCUUCGGAUGAAAUAACAUUUGAUAAUGGUAGUCUACGUUAUUUGUCUUGGUAUUUAACGCAUCCUGCCACUGUCUAUGUGGCCGGCGCUCAAUUCAGGAUUUUGGUAAACAUCUACAGUUAACAGUCAUUGCUACAUAACAAAUGCAUAGAGCUUCACGCAGCACGUGUUACACUAUUUUGCAACAGGUCAGGCAUCUUUCUCAUCACCCAACCUCCCUACGAAAGAUGUACACACAGAGGUUAACUCCGACAUUUCUGCCAAUUCUCCAAACGAAUCACCUCUGGACAACGGUAGUCCUCAUUAUUUACACAUUUGCAUUCAUAACACCCUAUCAUUGCAUAACUGCAUCAAAAUUGCUUUGCUUUUGUAAAGGUCUUCUGGAAAUAAUCCCUUAAGUGAUUAUCGAGCGGAGUCACAUGAGCGUAAUUAUGCGAAUGCGGUUAAGGCGUAGAAGGCGGACAUGCAUGCAGUUAAGUCUCUGUGGCUCCCGAGAUAGGGUUGUUUGUCUUGAGAAAUCUAUACAUUCCACUCAACGGACUUAGAAUCUACCGCCACACGGAUUAUAUUGGUCAGUAAACGCCAGAUUUGCAAGGCGGAACACCUUCAUAUUGAGAGGAGCUCAAUGGCACUGAUCCACAGCCGAUAUUCUAUGUGAUUAAUUGAUCCCAAAAAAUUCAGACGUCAUGCAUUGCCUUCUUUUAGAAACAAAUCUGGAAUUUUCCAUUUCGCCCAACCUACCUGAGGAAGAAAUACAUACAGAAGGCAGUGUACGCGCUUCUACUAAUUCUCCCAGUGAAACAACAUUGGACAAAGGUACAACUCAUAAUUUUGUGUCUUCGCAUGCAGAAUUCCUAUCCACAGCCGAUAUUCUAUCUCAGGCAUUGUAGGCAGAACAUCGAAGAUGUGUAUUUAAUUCCACAAAUACGUUUCAUUUAAGGUCGGCAUUUGACAUACGGCCAAGAUAUCCCAAGUUUAUUUGGAUGUGACGGUAUUCGCGUGCUCCGUAUUGCAUGCAUACGGUUUAUACAAAUUACUGUUUAAUACCCUGAAUAUGCGUAGUUGAUUUUCCGAAACUUCCUAAAUUCAAGCAUGUUCUACAGUGUUAAUACGCAAAAAUUUUAUUUCAUUUACUUAUUCCAGAGCACAUUACGUGUCAGUCUGAUGUCAAACUUAAGGUGGAAGUAUCUUCAGUUGUCAAUAUUGUUUUCACGAUAGAGGCAACGUACGCGGUUCUACUUAUUCUCCCAGAGAAACAACAUUGGACGACGGUGGUACACACAUUUUUUGUCUUCGCAUACAACAGUACUGUCAGUGACUUUCUAAAAGGCCCACAAUGUAUAAUUCCGCUAAACAUCCACAAUAAGUAGAUAAACACUGAAGUUUUACCUCCAGAGAGAGACACGAUCUCAGUUACGAAUGCGCUUCGUCACCCUUUCAGAAAUCUACGUUAAUUUCGGCAGACGAGAAUGUUUUAAGAUUGUGUAGAAUGCUGAAAUUCCCAGCAAGUGUGAUAGCAGUUAUAAACUUCCACCAACCUCACAGUAGCGAUUGUUGUGAUAACAUACAAUCUAUGUUUUAAGGACAUUUUGCUCAAACCGCCGAUGUUGACUUAACUUCUACAAUCAUCUCUUCAACGACUGACGAUAUUCGAUUGUGUACUAAACGUUUUACUUUCCAUUCUGCACGAUAUUGCCAGUAGGAUUGAUUUGCACGUUAUAGGACUCUUAUUAAUGACCAUUGCUUAAAGAUUAAUUCAAACAGCAUAUUAUAAAUUUUUUUCGCGACAGGUGAGGUCGCAUCAUUGUUUUCCGACUUACCAGAGGAGGAAGUGCAUCUCGCCGAUUCGACCAAUUCUCCGGAUGAAAUAACAUUUAAUAAUGGUAUUCUACGUAAUUUCCCUUGGUAUUUAACGCAUCCUGCUACUGUCUAUCUGGCAGGCGCGCAAUCAAGGAUUUCAGUAACCAUUUACAGCACGUAGGAAGAUGCUAAACACUGAUCCGAUUUACUUGCAACUUUCGUUUGGAUAAAUGCAGAUCUUUUGAAUUUUUUUGCCCCCGCGGUUUCUUUUGUGGCUAUCGGUCUACGCAAUUCCGUUUUAUCUGUUUGCACAAGGAUACAUUAUAUUUCAAAUUAUGCUUAUAUUUAUGGGAUCACGCCACAUUAAUUCACUGUUUUCGCUGCUUACGCCUAGUCACCAUUUUGGAAAUUUAUUUUAAACUGCUUAUCCUCUCCUACCUCCGUAUGAUCAUUUUUGCAGUUGCAUUUGUCCAGUGUGCUUUUGUUUAACAGAUUAAUUUUUAAAUUUCUAAGCCUUUGCUCAACCGAUUUCUAAAUAUUUAUUUGGCUUUCAUAACACUCUUUUUGGUCGUUGCAUAAGAGCUUAAUGUUGACUGAAACGUUUUAGUUCUCUUGUUUUUUCUUUUUUAUUCUCGUUUUUUUCAUAAUUAGAUUUUUUAACUCUCUUCGUCUGUAAUUUUCUAUUUUUCCGUUUUCUAUCUUUCCCUUAUUUGUUUUUGUUCCUUAACGUCUUUUUUCUUUUAUUUUUUAUUAUCUUCUCUCCCUGUUCUUUCCCGUUUUUAUUCUUUUUCUUUUUGUGUGUUCUUCCUUUAGUUGGUUUUUGCAUCCAUUUAGUUUGCCCACUUCUCCUUUUCAGAAUGCUUUACUUUCUCCCAAAUCUACUAUAUUUACAUUCUUUUAACUCGAUAUUUUUGAAUGCAUUUCUUAGUCUCACGCUCGCUGAUUUUUUAGUGCCUCCACAUGAUUUGAGCUUGCGUUUUCACAUUGGCUUCAUUUAUUUGGCUGCGUUACGUUGUUUGAAUUUGGAUAAUUGUACCUUUAUAUUUCGGUCUGUAGACUAUGGAAAUGUGGAGGAGUUUUUCUGCUUGCCUGCUAAUUUCGCGAUGCGUACUUGUGAUCCAAUUUGGUUCUGCAUAUUCGCGUGGCUGUACUCUAAGAUGGCUCCCAGACACAUCGCUGACGCUUGCUUUCAGCAAGCAGGGAAACGAAAGACACGCAUAUAUGCAGUACACAUUUUUUAUAAUUUCUUGAUACACCCAGGAAUUCAUUUUUGCAUCCAAACUAAACGGUCUGCAGGGUAUUACAGUAAAGACUCUUGCUGACUUUAUUAACAGAUAAUUGAGAUUUGGCGUCAACAUAUUAGUGCGUCAUUAAAUAGCAGCAUGUAUUCCAGACAGCGAUGAUGUCAUAGUGCACGAUUAAGUGUUUUAGAACGACAAUCUCUAUUGAAUGAUUAUUAAUCAUGUCCCAUUAACACAUGUCACAUUCAAUGAUGCCAGAUUAUACGUGCGGCUGUUUUCAUCCGCAUACUGUGUCAUUAGCGCGUAAUGAUUGUUAUUCUGAUUUAUUCAAAAAGGAGGACGAUUAGGUCCUGAAAUAUAUUUUAACAUUUUUUUUUGUUUUCCUAUCUUUUAGAUGCUGAGACGUUGAGUUCCGCUCUUUCAACUCUUAGUGAAACAGCCGAAACUGACGGACAUGAUGACGCAUUGAGCAGUGCUCCUUCUAUCGCUCUUUGUGCCAAGCUGGCCAAUUUCUUCAUUAUUUUUGUUUCUCUAAUGGGGUUGCGAUAUCUAUGA